CCUGCUGGGAGAGAGACAAGUGCUCGCUAUUUGGGACCGAAGCCAUCCAAGAGGGAUCUACUUAAAAUCUGCUCUCCAGCCUCCUGCUCUACUCAGCGCGUCUGUUCCGGACCAAGGGGGCGGUGGGGUGGCGCUACGUCAUAUCAGCCGCCGCGCUCUGAUUGGCUGCCGAUUCUCACCCGACACAGCUGUGAUUGUUUUCUGCAGAGGAAGCUGUUGCCCCUGGAAAACAAGGAGGGGGAUCCUGGGUAGAUUAUUUGCUGAGGCGCGAAUGAACAGGAGUGCAGGCUCCUGUUUGGACCAGACCCCGAAUACGCCUGGAGAUCAAGCCCAAAAGUGCCAAAUGCCCAGGUUGGAGGACCACUGCUGGAGCUGCUCUUGCGCAUCAAGGGUUGAAACUAAGCACUCAUCUGGAGCCAACUGGUUGGCAUCUAAAGCUGAAGAAAUGAUGUCCAUCAUCACCUCGGUGCUCAGCAAUGCAUACGGCUCUCUGCACGACGUCCGGACAGCCAACCUCAUCCGCCGGGGUCUGGUCCUCUUCACCGUGGGAGCUUUUCUCGCCCUGGUGCUCAACUUGCUGCAGAUACAAAGAAAUGUCACCCUGUUUCCAGAGGAGGUGAUGACAACUUUGUUCUCGUCUGCCUGGUGGAUCCCUCCGUGUUGUGGCACAGGAGCUGCUGUCGUCGGCCUGCUGUAUCCCUGCCUCGACAGCCAUUUGGGGGAGCCACACAAGUUCAAGAGGGAGUGGGCCAGCGUCAUGAGGUGCAUCGCAGUGUUUGUCGGCAUCAACCACGCCAGUGUUAAACUAGACUUCGACAACAACGUGCAGCUCUCCCUCACACUGGCAGCCUUGUCCUUGGGCCUGUGGUGGACGUUCGACCGAUCCAGGAGCGGCUUCGGUUUGGGGAUCACCACUGCCUUCUUAGCAACUGUGAUCACACAGCUGCUGGUCUACAAUGGAGUCUACCAGUACACAUCUCCAGACUUCCUGUAUGUACGCUCCUGGCUCCCGUGUAUAUUCUUCUCAGGAGGUGUCACAGUGGGAAACAUCGGACGACAACUUGCCAUGGGUGGAGUCGAGAAGCCUCACAUGGACUGAACAGCUUAAAAUAACACAACAGGUGAAGGACAGCUGAUGUAAACAUGGACAAGUUACAUGAAGAAGAAUAACAGGAGAAAAAAGACUCAUUUUGACUUCAUCCUUUGUCUCAUAACAAAGUGUGGGUCAGAAAAGCCCCUCAUCUAAUGUGCCAUGUCCUCUGCACCUCACCAAAACAGCCUCCUCCUCCUUCCAGCCCUGUUGUCCUCCAUCAGCGUUAAGGCUUCCUUCUCUCUAAACUGGAGGACAGUGUUUGCCUUCUUUGUUUUUCUGAAGUGAACUGUUUUAUUUCAUGCUGGAAGUAUGUUUCUUUCCACAGUUUAUGUUCCAACUGGAAGGUUUUGUGUGUGUUUCAGUUGAAUGUGUCCCUAUCUUGGCAAAUAGGACAUGAGAGGGGUUGCUAUAAUUUCUGUUUUUAUUUUUUAGCCUGAAUAUGAUUAUAAAGGGAUAUAUUGUA
Molecule: messenger RNA, 1556 nt
Organism: Cheilinus undulatus (humphead wrasse)
Lineage: Eukaryota; Metazoa; Chordata; Actinopteri; Labriformes; Labridae
Gene: insig1
Product: insulin induced gene 1
Exons: 8
Coding region: 272-1099 (275 amino acids)
Biological process (GO): cellular response to insulin stimulus; SREBP-SCAP complex retention in endoplasmic reticulum; SREBP signaling pathway
Cellular component (GO): endoplasmic reticulum; SREBP-SCAP-Insig complex
Source: RefSeq, a predicted model, not a curated record